Glycine soja is the source of this 828-nucleotide messenger RNA. RefSeq lists its product as uncharacterized. NCBI's taxonomy places the organism in Eukaryota, Viridiplantae, Streptophyta, Magnoliopsida, Fabales, Fabaceae. The coding region runs from base 1 to 828 and encodes 275 amino acids. The record is from RefSeq and is a predicted model, not a curated record. The transcript has 2 exons.
AUGAAGCUAUCUGCGAAACCCAUUUCGAGUCCAGGUCGCACAGACAAGUUCCCUCCCCCACUCAUGAGGUUUCUCAGAAGCAAUGCGGGCAGCAGAAGCAGAAGGUCCAGGUCAAGCCCUAUGUUCGUACGAAAGAAAAACACCACCUUCGAAACCCACACCCAGGAACCCUCUUCCCCCAAGGUCACGUGCAUGGGCCAGGUCCGAGUCAAACGCGCUUCCAAACAACCCACCACCCAACCCGACUUAGCUCCCACUCGGUGCCGCCGCCGCCGCCGCCGCUGCUGCUGCUUCUGGAUCCGAAGGCCCAACAACCCCUGCCGCUGCAAUCCCCUCUGGCCCAACUGGCCCUUCUUCCGUCGAAAGCCCACCAAGCUCAAACAAGACUCCCAGUCCGAGCCCAAUUUCUACGCCCACGAAGAAUCGGAAUUACCGUUCCAAGAGAGAGUCAAUGUGGAUAAGGAUAGUGAUUUUGCUUCCAAUUCCAGCACUCCCCCGAGAAACGCUCUGCUUUUAACUCGCUGUAGAUCCGCUCCGUACAGAUCCUCCUCUUUGGCUAGUAGGUUCUGGAGUUCCCCCGUCAAGGACCAAGAAACGGAACUACAACACACUUCCGAGGGACCCCAAACGGAACCCGAAUUAGGGUUUCUAACAGAAAAAAUUGCUUCACUCACCGAACCAGAAAAGGUUGAGGAAGUUGAAACAGAAACAGAGUCUGUGUUACGUCCUACUGUACUCACUAGGUGCAAAUCGGAACCGGCGAGAACCGGACACAGACUUGACCCUCUGAUUCAGGCACUGCACCUCACGGGAAAGUUGAAUCUUUGA